AUGUCGGUCACCGAAGACCCCAAAGUUGACCCCAUGUCGCCCACCUCCGACUCCAACCUGACUUCGCAGUCCACAACCAUUGCCGUGCCGUCGUCAGAAACCCAGGAGCUUCCUAGUGCCGCCCCUCAUCCCGAUAACGCCCAGGCCGAGAGCCAAGAGCCCAGUUCGGGGGAUGUGAAGCCCACAGACAAUAAUGAGGACAAUACGUCAGCACCCGUUCCCAAGCAGAACCCUGUAGAUGCGGCUCCAUCUGCAAGCGCAUCUCCUGAACAACACGAUGAGGCGAAGGCUCCGGCAGCUGGCUCCGAGCCAUCGUCCCAGGGAUCAGAUGAGGCUGCCAAAGAGGAGGAGGACACGGGCCCGUCCUUAGUGAUCACCCUGCUCUUGAUAACAGGCUCCCGACACCCGUUCAAGAUCGAUGGAAAGUAUCUACGGAAACGGUCGGUCAAUGUAGAGAAUUACGAUCCGUUCGCCAUGAGUGUAUACACGUUGAAGGAAUUGAUCUGGCGGGAAUGGCGCCAAGACUGGGAGCCGCGGCCAUCAUCGCCCAGCUCCAUCCGACUCAUCUCAUUCGGCAAGCUGCUUGAUGACAAAGCUCCAUUAUCAGACUCUAAGUUCAGCCGGGAUGCUCCCAAUGUGGUUCACAUGACUGUGAAGCCCCAGGAGAUCGUUGACGAAGAAGACGCCAAGUCCAAACCCCAGUACACCCGGGAGCGGGAGUCCAGUGAGCGUAGCCCUGGCUGUCGCUGCAUCAUCCAAUAA
This is a messenger RNA of Aspergillus vadensis CBS 113365, 762 nucleotides long. RefSeq lists its product as uncharacterized. Bases 1 to 762 code for a protein of 253 amino acids. The transcript is spliced from 3 exons. NCBI's taxonomy places the organism in Eukaryota, Fungi, Ascomycota, Eurotiomycetes, Eurotiales, Aspergillaceae. The record is from RefSeq and is a predicted model, not a curated record.